Amaranthus tricolor (Joseph's coat) is the source of this 1558-nucleotide messenger RNA. RefSeq lists its product as uncharacterized. The coding region runs from base 508 to 1350 and encodes 280 amino acids. The transcript is spliced from 4 exons. Lineage: Eukaryota; Viridiplantae; Streptophyta; Magnoliopsida; Caryophyllales; Amaranthaceae. The record is from RefSeq and is a predicted model, not a curated record.
ACCUCUACUAUAAUUGUUACUAUUUAUCCCUCUUUAAUACUUAUAAAUCGCGCUCUGCUCGUCAUCCCUAACUUUAACCUUAAUCUUGUUUCUUCAUCCCAAAACACUCGGGAUUACAAUCCCAAACGGCCAAUUAUCCCCGCCGUCACUGCGUUGGCGCCUCACUGGCCACUGACUACCGUGGCUGCUUCCUGUGGCUUCUUCUUUGCUGAUGCGCCCUUCAUUCUCAAAACUUGGUAGUUAAUCAUUUGAUUACCAAAUGAUACUGCUUCCUUUACCAGAUCCUGCGUCUUCAUUCCACUUCUGGGCAGCGAACGCUGCUGCUUCCUCAAGGCUCAUGUGCUAUUGUUUGGUUAUACAUUAUGCUCAUUGGAGAAUUGUUGCUUUCGCUGUGUCAAGAUCAAUAUGUGGGUUUGAUUCAAUUUGCUUGAGCAGCCAUUUAUAGAGAGCUAGCUGGUGCCUGAAUUAAAUUAAAAAGGACAAAGCAGGAGUGCAUAGUAUUAUUUCAUGAACUACAUAGAAGAGACAAUGAUGGAAGCUAGUGUUGAUCAACCAGCAGAACCAACUUCUCGUUCUCGAUGCACUAGAUCACAUUUACAAGAGGCAGCUGUGUGGACUGUACAAGAUAUGCUCAUUCUUGUGAAUGAAGUUGCAGCUGUCGAAGGAGAAUGCCAAAAUGCACUGUCAACUCAUCAGAAAUGGACCAUAGUUGCCGAAACUUGUACGGCACUGGGAGUAGUAAGAAAUGCAAACCAGUGCCGCAGAAAGUGGCAGUCUUUGCUUGCUGAUUACCAUCUUGUCAAGGAGUGGACAUUAAGUUCUGUGACUGACUCUUACUGGUCGCUCGGAAGUGAAAGUAGAAUAGAGGCUGGCCUUCCUUCGGAUUUUGACAAAGACCUAUAUAAGGCAAUUGAGGAUUUUACAAAGGCACCAGAUAGGACUGAUACAGACCCCGAAUGUGAUCCUGAAUCUGCAGAUGUUGAUAUGCUUAAUGCUGAGGAGCCUGGUCCAAAACCCAAAAAGCGAAAGCGUCGGUCAGUCCCUCAUAAACGGUUGAUUGCAGAAUGGAAACGACCUUUUUUAGAAUCGGAAAAUGUGAAACCAGAGGAUCUCAUUGUUGAAGGCAUGGACCAAAUCCUAGCUGCAAAACUUGCGGAGAAUGCAGAACUGAUCAAUGCCAUCCUUGCAGAAAAUGAUGAUGAAUAUAUUAAUGAAGACUUCACUUAUUUAAGAGACGACGAAGGAUUUAAGAUCGAAAAGGCGAGACGUAAAGCAGACAAGCUUGUAGCAUGCCUUGGAGAUCUUGCCAAAAAUCUGGAACACCUUUGUGGCCUUGUAGAGAAAGGCUAAUGAGGCAUAUAUGAAUAUGAUCUGUAGCAGUGUAGUUUUAACUUGCUAGAUUUUUUCUGGCUUUUGGUAUCCAAAGACCAAAGUUGUACAUGUCUUCUUGGGAACACCAUGCUAAAUAGGAAUAGCAGCCUUAAUGAAAUUUUUUUUGGCUUUAUAAUACUUCUUCUGGUUUAAAUAGUUGCUACAUUUUUAUUUUUAAUGCUAUCUA